Exserohilum turcica Et28A is the source of this 1660-nucleotide messenger RNA. RefSeq lists its product as uncharacterized. The coding region runs from base 146 to 1336 and encodes 396 amino acids. The record is from RefSeq and is a predicted model, not a curated record. Gene Ontology annotation, biological process: fungal-type cell wall organization. NCBI's taxonomy places the organism in Eukaryota, Fungi, Ascomycota, Dothideomycetes, Pleosporales, Pleosporaceae. The transcript has 4 exons. Gene Ontology annotation, cellular component: plasma membrane; fungal-type cell wall.
AAUUCUUCCUCUCGCUCACGCUCCCGUUGCCCGCCCACCAAAACACCAACCACCACCACCACCGCCACCCCGCCCACCCAACUGAAACGGCGCGAGCAGUCUUACCAUCCCAGUUACCCUCCUGCUUCGAUUAGACUCCCCAAAAAUGCCUUCCAUGCUCAGGAUUGCCGCCCCGGCUCUCUUCGCCGCCAGCUCGGCCUACGCUGCCUGCACGGUUUCCGCAACCACGACGAUCCAGAACGCCGGCGAUGCCACUGCCCUGGCCAGCUGCUCGACCUUCUCGGGCAACAUUGCCAUUGCCACGGGCACCACGGACGACAUUUCGUUUGCUGGUAUCAAGAAGAUCACGGGCAACCUGGUGGCCAACGCCAACAGCCAGAUGAAGCAAAUCAGCGCCAGCGACCUGGAGACGCUCGACGGAACCAUGGACCUCAACGGCCUCACCUCGCUCUACGCCCUGAACUUCCCCAAGCUCAAGACGAUCGACUCGAUCAAGUGGCAGGCGCUCCCCAACCUCCAGGAGAUUGGCUUCACGUCCGAGGUGACCAAGGCGUCGACCGUCGACAUCCAGAACACGGCUCUUCGCUCGCUCAAGGGUAUCAACAUUGAGCAGGCUGACGAGAUUUUCAUUGCCAACAACGGUUACAUUGAUGAGAUUGCCAUGCAGCUUGGCAACGUUUCGACUUCGCUGACGCUGGCCGACAACAACGAGGCCGUCAAGGUCCAGUUGCCCAACCUCAUCUGGGCUAGCAACCUGACUUUCCGCUUCUGCGGCUCCGUCUCGGUCCCCUCGCUCGCCACUUUGAACGGCUCUCUUGGUCUCUACAACAACGGCUUCGACACGUUUGCCGCCCCCAACCUGACGUCUGUCGGCGAGGCUGUUGCCAUUGUCGCCAACGACCAGCUCAAGAACGUUUCUUUCCCCCAGCUUACCAAGAUCUCGGGUAACCUCCAGGUUGCCAACAACUCGAAGCUGAUCGAGUUGGACGGUCUCCCUCAGCUCAAGAGCAUCGGCGGCGCUUUCGACAUGAGCGGUAACUUCACCGAGGUUGCUACUCCCCAGCUCAACAACGUCAAGGGUGCUUUCAACCUGCAAUCUUCUGGCCAGCUCAACAACACUUGCAACUUCUACAAGAACCUGCACGACAAGAAGCUCAUCCAGAGCAAGAACUUCAAGUGCGAGGGUACCCUCAUCGACCCCGGCCAGCAAGGACACCAGGGCACUCAGCAGAGCGGCAGCGGCAGCGGCGGUGACAAGAAGGGCGCUGCGCCCAAGGUCAGCGCCGUCAACGGUGCUCUCGGACUUGCCGCCAUGGCUGCUGUUGUGCUGUUCUAAAAAGGUUUAUGACGCUGGCGUUUCCCGUAACCGCAUAGACUACCCCCCACGAUCUGUGUCUUUUUUUGAUAGCGUAUAGCAUCAAGCGAACGCGGGUUUGACGCCCGAGUUGCGCUACGGAGGAGUGGGAGGGCUUGUAGAGAAGUUUGAUGGUUCAGCAUGUAACAAUUGUAUGUAUCACUUGGCUGGGAGGGUUGAGGUAGACUUUUAAUCCGCAGUAUAACUAAGUCUGCCGGCGCCGCGGAGGAGAAGCUUUGCAGGGCGGGGAGUUGAUUUGGGAUAGUUCAUGCAGUCAUUCUCUUCAUUCAUCUGUUUCAUUUGUCC